Molecule: messenger RNA, 1119 nt
Organism: Morchella sextelata
Lineage: Eukaryota; Fungi; Ascomycota; Pezizomycetes; Pezizales; Morchellaceae
Exons: 1
Coding region: 1-1119 (372 amino acids)
Biological process (GO): regulation of alternative mRNA splicing, via spliceosome
Source: RefSeq, a predicted model, not a curated record
AUGCCGCCCAAAAUCACCCUCCCCAAGCCCCCCAAACCCACCGGCCCCCCCAAGCCAAAACGCCCUCUGCAGAACUUCGCCGCCGACUCCUCGUCCGACUCCGACUCCGACACCCCCACCGCCUCCAGCGCCUUCUCCAAAUCCAAACCCAAACCCAAAUCCGCCGCCUCAAAAGACAAAGCCCGCGUCAACGCCCAACUCGCCGCCACCCCCUCCUCCACCACCACCGCCCCCCCGGCAGACCUCGACCCCACCAUCUACGACUACGACACCGCCUGGGACUCCAUGUCCACGCUACGCACGCAGGCCGCCGCGCCGUCGGCCGCCGACGCCGCGCGGCAGCCAAAAUACAUGGCGUCACUGCUGUCGGCGGCCGAGGUGCGCAAGCGCGACGCGCUGGUCGCGAAGGAGCGCGCGCUGGCGAAGGAGCGCGAGGCCGAGGGCGCCGAGUAUGAUGGCAAGGAGACGUUCGUUACGGACGCGUAUCGGCGGCAGCGGGCGGAGGUGGCGGAGGAGGCGGCGCGGGAGCGGGAGCGGGAGGAGCGGGAGGAGAGGAGGCGGAAGGAGGGUGCGGGGGGAGGUGCGGGGUUUUGGAGGGGCGUGUUGGAGAGGGGGGAGGAGCGGCAUGGGGCGCUGGUGGAGGCUGCGGUGAAGGGGGUGGUGGGGGGGAAGAAGGGGGGGGAGAAGGAGGGGGAGGGGGAGAAGGAGAAGGUGAAGGAGAAAGGCGAGGCGGAGCUGGCGAGGGAGAGGGGGGUCGAGGUGAAUGAGGAGGGGGUGGUGGUGGAUAAGACACAGCUGCUGGAGGGGGGGCUGAACGUGAGUGCGAAGCCGCGGGGUGUUGCGGCGGUGGUUGCGGCGGCGCGCGGGGGGGAGAGGAAGCAGGCGUGGCAGGGGGUUGGCGGGAGGAGGGAGGACGCGAGGGCGAGGCAGAGCAGGAUGGUGGAGGAGCAGCUGGCAGCCGCGCAGAAGAGGGCGUUGGAGGCGGGAGAGGAGGAGAGGAAGAAUCUGGAGAGGGCUGCGAAGAGUCGUAAGACGGAGGGGGAGGUCAUGGGUGCCAGGGAGAGGUACCUGCAGAGGAAGAGGGAGGCGGAGGAGAAGAAGAAGGCGGGGGCCACGUAG